Molecule: messenger RNA, 3003 nt
Organism: Hydra vulgaris (swiftwater hydra)
Lineage: Eukaryota; Metazoa; Cnidaria; Hydrozoa; Anthoathecata; Hydridae
Source: RefSeq, a predicted model, not a curated record
AGAUUUUAAGAAAAGGAUUACAUUUCAAAUUUUAUUUUUAACUAUCUACAAUAUAUAAACAUAAUUAAAUGAAUUAAACAGUGCUUUUCAAAGUUAAAAAAUAGUUCCGGAUUAUGGAAAAAAAUUGUCAAACUUGUAAUGGAAAAACUUGUAAACCAUCUCUGAUUCUAGUCAUUUUAGCAUCAAUUUGUGGAUUUCUUUUUAUUUUAUUUUCAAUACAAUCUUGGUCAGAACGUCAACUUAUUUUAGAAGCACGUGUAAUUCAACUCGAAAACUUUCAAAAAAGUUUGUUUGUCGACAAACUUCUUCAUCUCAAGAGUUUCAAUCGCGUCCGGUAUGCAAAUGACAUUAAUUUUAAUUUUACAUUAUUAAAAAACCAACUUGCAAAGAUUCAAGAAAAACAUUUUUAUGAAGAAAAAACUCUAAAAAAGCUAAAUCGUAAUAAACGAGACCUUGGUGAGAAUGACAAUCAAGUAUCGUUUCGUUUCCAAUCUCAGCUGAUAUCUGUAUGCCGCAGUCUUAGUGAUUUACUUAAAUGUUCAACAACUAAUGUAAGCAACUCUAACGUAACUACUGCAAAGCUACUACCACAACAUAAGACUCCCAAAAAAAACUGUCAAGGUAGUAAGGGAGAAAAAGGAGAACCAGGUUUAAAUGGUCAAAUGGGUUACAAUGGACUUGACGGACCUCGAGGAAAGCAGGGGCUUAAAGGGGAUCCAGGAGUUUGUGAUUGCAAAGUUUUAGAUACAAAUACGAAUGAAAACAGCGAAAAAGAUGGAAAUAACCAAAAAUCACAAAAAGAAGCGUUUGAAUUAGUCUAUACCGUAUGGGGCUCAUCAACUUGUCCAGAUACUAGCAACACGAUAUAUUCAGGUCAAAUUUCAAUGAGUUUGCUUGCUCAGUCAGAUGGUACAUCAUCUGGUUCAAACGCUGUUUGUCUUCCCAUAUCCGAUCGUUUUUUUUCUAAAAAUUUUAAAACAAGAGCAAAAAAAAGUAUUUCUCCUGACAAUACCGCUCAAAAUUUUAAUAUAAGCGUUAAAAAAGAAAAAGUGUUGCAUUUAGGAAGCGCUACUUCUUCAAAAAUGGAAUUCAAAGAAGAUGUUUUAAUGCAAAAAAUACAACUGCUAAAACCGUCAAUAAAACCCUCAAUAAAGUCGUCUAUAAUGACGGACAGUUUAGUUUUGAAAGGUACACCUCAUGUUACGCAAGUUAAAUCAAAUGAAAAACAAAUCAGAAAGAUUAUUACAAGCCCCAGACACGAAAACCAUGGCAACAAGCUUCAUGAGCAAAAAUACAACUUCAAUAUCUUUAGUGACACAAACCUAAAUGAUGAAACUUUAAAUACUAGUCGCGAUUGCAAAAAACAAACUGACGCAGAAAACAAUUGUAGCCAUUUAUAUAACAAUGAUAAUAAAAGUUUGCUCGUCAACGAAAGCUACAGUAGCUACCGACAGCAUAUAUUAACAACAGAUUUCAAUUAUAAUAAAAAAGUAAAUGAAAAAAACUACAAAUUUAAUAACUUAAGUUUUACUAAAGACAUUAAAAUAUUUAACAAAGAAAUUCUAAGUAUAGUAGCAGAAAACAAAGAAACAAAAUUAAAAGAAAAAGAAACUAAAGCAGCAGUUAUUCUGAAUAUAAUUCCAACAACAAAAAAAGUUGGUUUAUCAAAAAUGGUAACUGAACCAACAACUCAAAAAGUUGAACUAACACACAAAAAAAUACAAGUUGUUCCAACAAAAGUUCCAGGUGGCCAAGCAAUAACAAAAGUUACAGGUGGUCAAACAAUAACAAAUGUUCCAGGUGGUCAAGCAAUAACAAAACCUCCAGGUGGUCAAACAACAACAAAAGUUUUAGGUAGUCAAGCAAUAACAAAAGUUCCAGGUGGUCAAGCAAUAACAAAAGUUCCGGGUGUUCAAGCUAUAACAAUUUUUGGUUCAAGCAAAACAACUCCUAACGUAAAUAAUGUUUCUUUGAAAAAAACUACUCUUGUGACUAAUUCAGUUACUGGUUCAAAAAUACUAACUCCUAAUAAAAUAAAACUAGGUAUAAACUUAACUAAAACAAACCCUGUUUCAAAUAAAAAAAAUACUCUUCCAUUCGAAGCUAUUUUUUAUUCACUUCAAAAAAUAGAUGGUCCGACAAAAGCAACAUCAGUUUUAGAUAAAGAUGAUCCGAUAGCUAGUUCAGCUAAAUCUGGCGAUAUUAAAAAAACGACCAUAAGUUCAGCUAAACCAACUGACAUUAAAAAAACAACCGUAAGUUCAGCUAAACCAACUGACGUUAAAAAUAAAGAUAAAACUACUGCGAGUAACUUUAUUACAAAUGAUUUCUCGAUAACUAGUGGCUUAAAAAAAAGCGUGACUGAUCCAAUUAAAAACAUUGUCACUCUAGCUAAAAAUACCGCUGAUAAAUCUAAACAACCAUUUAAUACGAAUAAUAUUCAAAGUAAAUAUAAUACCAAUGAGAAUGCUGAAACUAAUUUUGCAAAGUUAGUUGGCACUAGAAAAUAUGUUCCUUGUGCUUUGUGUCAAGCAUUCGGAAAAUCUGCACAAAUUAUGAUACCUUCUACUACAGAAUGUCCACCAGAGUGGAACAUUGAAUAUUUCGGUUACUUGAUGGACUACCAUCACGGUACAAAACAAUCUCAAAUAAUGUGUGUUAAUGAUCAGGCAUUAGGUAUUUCACCAGAAUCUGAAUUUAUAGCAAAAAAGAUUAUUUCUUCUUACUUAUCACACAUACAGAUUGAUUGUGAUACUCACCCUUGUAAUUCGAAUAUCUACAACGAGUUAUUAAAAUGCGUUGUAUGUUCAAAGUGAUAUAAUCACUGAUAAUUUAAAUCACUUGUAAACUCAAAUUCAAUUCAAAGUGUAGUUUAAAAAAAAACAUUGGGUCGUAAACUUUUUAUUGCGUCAUUUCAAAAUCGUAUUUAAUAAAAUAGCUUUUUAAUUUCCUCAUACGAUAGCAAUAUAGAUUCGUUUUUCCAUUUAAAAAAAGCUUUUACCA